This is a messenger RNA of Heterotrigona itama, 6285 nucleotides long. NCBI's taxonomy places the organism in Eukaryota, Metazoa, Arthropoda, Insecta, Hymenoptera, Apidae. The record is from the annotation of a GenBank genome assembly.
AUGCCUAAAUCUAACGUAACCGCGGAUGAGGUAUGUUAUGAUCUCGUCUGUGACGUAACACAGUAAAUCAGUUUUUAUCAAGGAAGCAUGUUUAAGGUGCUAUUUUUUCAAAAAUGCUAAAAUUUCAUCACUUUAUGUUAUGCGAACGAUUAAUUUGUUGUUUCGAAGACAGAGGAAUAUAGCUUAGCUGUUGAAAUAUUAACAAAUUGUCAUCGUUGAAUCAUAUCUUUUAAACAAGUUAAAUGUAUGAAAUGGUUACAAUACAGGACAUUAGCAUACAGCUUAUGAAACCAGCUAAAGAUUUAGCUGACUGGAAAUUUCCAUUAUCUCAAGUAUAUUGUCACAAUUAAAUAUUAAAUUUAUUACAAUCAAAUAUGAACUUCAUAUCAUUGUAUUGUUUUAGAUUUUAGAAGAAUAUUAUGCUCUGUUGGAAGAGCCGCGUAACAUCAAUUUUGGAGAAGCGGCGCUUGUUCUUCAAAAUUCAACUAAUGUAUAUGUACGAAGGAUAGAUCGUCUACUUAACGAAACAGAAGUUUUGAAACAAACAUUUUUUUGCUAUGAGGAAGAAGAAAUAAAGAAGUCUAUAUGCAAACAAAAAAAGAUUUUCAGGAAAAGUUACAUUGAUUUGGAAAGUUUUGUAAUGAUUGACUUAGAGAAAGAUAUUGGAAAGCAUAUUGACAAAAAACAUCAAUUUCAAACACAGAAAAAAGUUAAAUUAUUAAGUCGUCGAUUUACGCAAUUGGAAAAUGGUCUAGCCCAAUUAUGCAAUCCUAUUCAAGUAUAUGAUAUUCUAGGAGAAAUCAUAGGAAAGAAAUAUGAUUUUCGGUGCAAUCAAGCCAUAAAUACGAGUGGGAUGUUGGUAGAUGAAUUAAUACCAUAUGAUUUUACUCGUACACUUAACUCGUCUGUUCAAGAAGGAAGAAACUCGUUAUCAUCAUAUUCAGAACCAAAAACCUCAGGUACAGGGACUUCAGGAUAUAAUUCUAUUACUUCACCGAAUGAUAAUGAGUCUAUUGCGCUUAUUCAUGAAUUUGAAGAUGAACAAAAUUUUUCAACAAUAGAAAAUGAUUCAUCAGCAAAUGAAUUACAUAGUGUAGAGGAAGAAAAUAUGAUAAAUAAUAAUCAUGAAGAUAUAUUUAUUAAUAACAGCACUUUUAAACAAGCUGAAAGAAAUGAAUUAGAGAAAGAAUGUACUCAGCAAAAUAAGAUGCAAAAUGUUAAUGAUCAAAAUUGCUCAAUUCAGAAUUUCAGAGACAUGAAUGAAAUCAAAAACGGAUGUCAAAAUGGAAAUUCACUGCAUGUAAACCAAAUAAAAGAGAAUAAUAACGAUAAAACUUUAGUACAACUUAGAGUAAGCAAUAAAUUAAAAGAUAAUAAGCAAAUAGAUUGCAUUUCUGAAGAGAAUUGUUUUCAAUUAAAUGAAUCUUGUAAUAUAAAGUGGAAAAAAGGAUUACCUAGCAUGCGGAAAAGAGGGAAUCAAACAACGAGAGUAUCAAUAUGUUCUGUAGAUGACAUAAAUGAAUAUGAGUGGAAACCAAUGCCAUUUGUUCAAGGAACAAAGCAUGUUUUUUCAAAUAAUUCAUCUAUUUUAAAACUACCAGACUAUAUUUCGUUUUUGGAAACAAAAUUUGAUUCUAAAAAACGUAAAUUUACAUCGAAAUUAUGUAAACCAAAAUGUUUAGCGAAAUUCGUUUUACAUGAAACUGAAUUAUUUGCAAAGAAAGACAUUUCUUUACACACAAAACAGAAGUUCAGACAUUUGCAAAAAGAUGAAAUAGAAGAUUUCAUGAAAAAUUUUGAUGAAUGUUUAAAUGGUAUAGAAAAAGAAAAUGAUAAUUCUCAAUAUGAAGCUGUGACAAAUAUUGCUUUAGAUUUAUUAGGUUUUCGUAUAUGUCAAAAUCAAAAUGAUUCAAUUGAAGAUAGUAUUGAGACAAGUUCUAUAAGAAGUUCUUCACCUAUUGUUCCAUUACAAUCAACUAAUUGUCAAAAUUCACUUAAUAUGUUUGUGACGUCCCCUAACUCAUGUCACAAUUGGUGUGAGUCUUCAACUUCGGAAAUUAAUUUGUCCUAUUCUUUGCCGGAUUAUCAAACGUUAAUUGAGGACAAAAUGAAAGAAAUUUUUGAAGAAUCCAAUAACACCACAGAAUUGGAUCACACUGUAGCAAAGUGGCAUGCUUCUUUACAACCAAAAUUAUCAGAGGCUGAAAUCAGACCUCCAUUUCGAAUUCAUGAUUAUUCAUGUCAUAUAAUAAAAGCAUUACAAGCUUUAGAACAAAAGAAAAUGAAUUUUAAUAGUGUCGUUCAAGACAAACCUGCUUGCGAAGUAGCUAGAUACUUUUUGGCUUCGUUGCAAUUGGCAAAUACUUACAAUGUGGAAAUAAAGGCGGGAAAUAGUGACGACAUUAUAGAAAUAACUUUGCUUGAUAAUGAAAAAAAUUCAUGUGCAAAAUUGAAAGAAUAAUAAUUAACACAUUGUUUGCGGGUAACGGCCGUAGUAAGACUGUGAUUCCUGUUAUUCGCAAACAAUGUGUUAAUAUUACAGUAAAGACUCCAUAAAUCUUCGGGAGUGCAGUGUAUGUAUAUAAUUAAGUAAACUUUGUAUUAUAAAAUAACAAGUGAAAAAGAAAAAUUUACAAAUCAAAUUAAAGUAACUAAAUUUUAUAACAAUCUAGGCUUAUUUUAAUAAAAAAAUAUUUAAUAAUUAUUAAUAUAUUAUAUAUAAUAAAUAAUUAUUAAUAUAUUAAUGAAAUUUCUAUUAGCAAACUGAAAAUAGAAAAGUUUUGUUCUGAUAGGAAAACUGAUGAUAUAUUGUAUUUUUGAAGAUAAAAAGCGAGCAAUGAUGAUCUUUUUAUGGAGUCUUCUAUGGUAUUAUUAACAGCCCCAUAUUUUUCAUUUGAUAUAGAAGCAAUUUUUUCAUGAUGGUAUUGUAAUUGCUCAAAGUACUAAACUUUUAAUAAAAUAACACGUACUGCUCGUAUCUAUUUAAAAGUUUAAUUACUUUAAAUUUACUGCUGUAUGUAAUAUAAAAUCGAAAUCAUUUGGUUAGUAAUUUUUUUUCAUGAAGAAAAAAAAAAUCGCGCAUGCGUAAUUUGUCGAAAUGUCAUUGCUUGCCGGCUAUGCUUGCGGUGACAAAUUUUUAGGUGCAUUAGUUUACACUGAAGUGGUUCAAAGAUGAGUUCUAUUUUUUUACAUAAAUCUUUUAUCCAUUUGUUACAUGAUAAUGAUAAUAAUAAAUAGCUUAUUGAUACAAAAUACAUUUAUUGUUAUAUAUUUAUAAAGUAUCUAAAGAAUUAUUUAUAUUUAAUAUCUGACAAAAUGUUAUUUACAUUGUUUGAAGUUUGUUAUUACAUUCUUUGAAGUGUUAUUUUAUUAGUUUAAAGCAAUAAAUGAAAAUUGCAUGUAAGAGAUUUGAUACUCUAUUAAAUUACUUGAUAGUAAGCAAUCAGCCAAUUCAAAUCUGUUUGUUCUCCCCUUCUUUCUAAUUUGUUUCAUGUAUUAGGGAUACAACUCUCUUUAGAAGCAUAGGAUUUUUGUAAAGUUUUCUUUGGAUUUUCAAUACACAUAAUCAUGGAAAAGAAAUCAUCUAUGAAAUCCACCCAAUGGAUAUUACAACCAUGGAGCCUUUUGUUUCUUAUUCUGAUUCAAUUCUUGAUACAAUUUUUAACAUCUAUUUAUCUUUAUACUUAUGUGGCACGUGUGGAAACAGAUAUUCUUAUUAUGCAAAAUCAAGAGUUUUUAGAAACUGAAAAAUUGGUAAGAAGAAAACGAAGUAGUGCGUUGCCCGUGACAGAAGAUAAUAAAGUUUCAGAUCAAUCAAGAAUUUGGCAAGAGAAAGAUACAUUAAAAGAAUCCAAAAAAGUAACUUCGUCACCCAUAGUAAAAUCAGGUUUGGCAUCUUCUCCAAUUACUCCUGUGGGACACGAUUGGGUAUGGUUAAAUGCAGAUACUCGUGUGCAGCUUGACGCAAUUGAAAAUUUCUGUCGUUCGUCAAUGAAAUAUUGUCCACCAGGAUUGCCAGGAGCACCAGGAAGUCCAGGAGCUCCUGGAGAACCAGGUCUUCCUGGAUUACGAGGAAUGACUGGUCCAAAAGGGCCACCUGGUUUGACUGGUCCUCCUGGUCCUCGUGGUCCAAAAGGUGAUAUAGGGCCAUCUGGUUUUGAUGGAAGAGACGGUAUACCAGGAGAACCUGGUCUUGAUGGAAUUCCUGGACGUAGUGGUACAGAUGGACUACCUGGUAUGAAUGGUAAACCAGGACUAAAUGGAUCUCCUGGUCGGCCUGGACGUAAUGGAACAGAUGGAGAAAUGGGUCCUCCUGGUAGACCAGGCUCACCAGGACAAGAUGGCAGACCAGGGAUAACAGCCUGGAAGGUGAACACGAAUGAUUAUAAUAUAAAUGACUUGUUAAUUCCUCCUUCUAUUUUAGAUGAUCAGAUAUUAUCUUCAACAUUAAAUUCGACUGGCGUAAUUUCUGUUGAUGAGGGAACUAAUUUGCGACUAAAAUGUGCAGCAAGUGGCAAGCCUCAACCUACUGUUCAGUGGUUUAGAAGUGACGGUGCUGUCAUUCCUAUAGGAUCUUGGCAUGUGACUUCUGUAAUUGGCCAUAUAUUUAAUAUCAGUGUAGUUAACAGAGAACAUAUGGGAGAAUAUACCUGUGUAGCUGAUAAUGGAGUUCCACCUCGUGCAUUGAAAAGAGUCAAAGUCGAAGUUAAAUUUUCUCCUUUCAUUCGAAUACGUAAUCAAAUGAUUCGCGUACGUAGUCAAAGUACUGCAGUUUUAGAAUGUGAGGUCGAAGCAUUUCCAGAACCAAUUGUUUAUUGGGAACGUGAAGAUCGUCGACUCAAAAUAUCCGAUAAAUAUAGAUUCGAAGUUUAUGACAGAAGAGAUGCGUAUAAACUUAAAAUGCGUUUGAAGAUUACAAAGGUAACAUCAGCAGAUCAUGGUACCUAUCACUGCGUUGUUAAAAAUGAUAUUGAUACCAUUAAAGGUUCAUUCAUAGUUGAUGAUGAUGUAAAGAGCAUGGAAAAGUCAAAAAUAGGAAAACACCAACAUGUUACGUACGGAAAGCCAGCACCACAACAUGUUGAUUUAGAUGAACUUUGUGCACCACAUGAAACUUGUGCUGCUUGUCCUGUAUUAAGAUGUACUUUUACAGAUGUUGCUGAAUAUUUAAAUAUUCAGCCACUUAAAAAUGUCAAUUUUACUGGACUUCCACUAAGAUUAGCAGAUGGUAUAAUAGAAGCAGUAGGAAAACCAGUUUUAAAGGGCACUAUGGAUGAUCAUUAUGGAAGCUGGAUGCAUGAUGCAUCUAAAUCUGAUAGUGAUCCAGAGAAACUUUGGGUUACUCGGAAAAAUGAAACUUCUUUUAUAUUUGAAUAUAAGUCAAAGGAUUAUUUUAAAAAUGCGAGUUCAUAUUCCAUUAAAUUACCAUAUCCAUUUCAGGGAAAUGGACACGUAGUGUAUAACAAAUUUUUCUUUUAUAAUCCCAUAAAUCGAUCUUCAAUUUUUCGAUUUAAUCUCCAGUCUAUUUCUGACCAAAUAUGCAACAAAGAGUUUUCGCGAUGUGAAUUACAUCUUCCAGGAUUAUUAGUGAACACAAAGAAUUAUCUAUAUACACCAAACCAUAAUUUUAAUUACGUUGAUUUCAACGUUGAUGAAAAUGGAUUAUGGAUAAUAUAUGGAUUACCAUCAAACAAUACAGUAGUAAUAAAGAUGGAUGCAACUAAUAUGAAUAUUCAGCAUGCAUGGAACAUUAGUAUAGAUAAUCAUAAAUUUGGAGAAAUGUUUAUUGCUGGAGGAGUGCUUUAUGCUGUUCAUAGCGUUACAGAAGAAACAAUGAAAAUAAGGUUGGCUUUCGAUCUUUAUAAAAAUAUUACAAUACCUGUUCAUUUAUCAUUCACGAAUCCUUAUCAUAAAACCACAGCAGUCAGCUACAACCAUAAGACAAAAGAACUUUAUACUUGGAAUAAAGGGAAUCAAUUAGCCUAUCCAAUUAAAUAUCAAGGCUCUGCAAAUACCACAGCGAGAGAAGAAUUCAGAGGUACAGAAACUGGAAUCUAAGACUACUAUCAGUGCGACAUUGAAAAAUUGAUGAAAUAUAUCUAUUUUAUCCUUCAACUUUUUAUUAAUAUAUUGAUUAAAAAAAAGACAAUAAAGGAAAUAAAUCUUUUCUCUUCAUUCGAUCUUAUGCUUAAAACCCAUCUUUCGUGACCAGAUGUAUUUUGUAAUUACAAUUUCACCAUUUCUGGUUGUAAAGCCUACUCGGUAAUUAUUGUAUGCUUAUUGUAC